UAUAUACAAUAAAAUACGAUUUAUACAGUAUAACACAAUUGUUUUACACUUUGAAUAUAAUAUGAUUUCUAUAUAAUAUUAUAUAUAUUAUUUUUAAUUCCAUUUUGUGUUUGUGUACAAUUAAAGCGUUUAUAAAAUCAACAUUAUCCGUUACAACACUUGACAUUGGUUUACAUUUCCUAUUGAAUUAAUAUUUAUAUUUAUAUACGUUCUUAGAAAUGUCCUGUAUAUAUAUAUAUAUAUUUAAAUUUAGAAAAGAACUUUAUUCUAUUGUACAUUUUAUCUUCGCAUACAUUAUAUUCAAUUUGUUGUAUCAUCAUGCAAGUAAAAUUACCGUGGGUGUUAAUAUGUAUUCAAUUGUUAUUAGUAUUAUCAGCAGUUAUGUAUAUGCAGACAGAAUCCACAGAGAAUAAUACCAAAAUAAUGAAUAAAAAUCUAUUGGAAGAUGUAAUAUUUAAAUUUGAACCAAACGACACAUCGUUUCAAACAUCCCUUUUAGAACGUAGACAACAGUAUGCAGAAAUUAUUAAAGCUAUUGAAAAAAUGGAUUCAUAUGAUAUGAGAUUUGAAACGAUAAUAUUACUUACUAAAGAUAUUAUUGAAUCUAGUCAAAAUAGUUCAACAUUAGUAGAAAAUUAUAUAAAUGAUGUUCCUGGUUAUGAUUUAAAAGAAUGUAUUAUUGGAGAUGCCUUGUUUACAAUACUAGAAAACACAGCUUUUCUUGGAGAUAUAAUUUUUCAUUUUCCGGAUAUUAUGCAGAUAAUAUUAACAGGUAAUGAAGAAUGGAUGGAAACGUUAUAUUCGUCUUUUCAUUUUGCUCAUAAAAUGAAAUAUUUGUUUGACGAACAGACGAUUUCUAUCAUUUAUUCAGCACAAAAAGAAUUAGGUUUUAAGAAAUGAACGUUUGGAUUUAUUAAUUUCAAUUUGUAUGUGUUAAGUCUAAAAUUUAAUUUAAUUUAAUUUAAUUUUUGUGUGGUAUAUCUUUCCAUUUAGAAUAUUCCAUUUACAUAUAUAAUAUUAAUAUAAAAUAGUGGAAUAAUAUUUAUCAAUCUAAUCAUAUACAUUUAUUUCAAAUGGUGAUUACAAUUGUUGUAAUUAGAUUUUUGAAUACAAUUAUAGUUUAAAUAUGUACAGCUCUCUGGACAAAAGAGAACUUUUAUAAAUGAACCAUUUGCUAAUUGUUUCUAUAAUAUAUUAAUUAAUAUUUUCAAUGACUAAAUAGAUUAAAAUCUUAUACUUUAUAAAUAUAUUUAUGUAAGUACUCAAAAUUUGCUGUAUCGCAAAUUGAGUAAUAAGAAAUCGACAUUGUUAACGUUUUUCAAUACUUCAAAACUUUAACGAAUCAAUUCGCGAUAUAACAGAUUUCGUAUUUUUACCAAUAUAUACACAUAUAGAAUAAUAGAAUAAUAGAUAUAUCAUUUUUAAUUUGUAAUAUUUAUCAUUUAGAGAACUACAAACUCUCUGCAUGUUUCUCUUUGGCACAUGAAUUCACUUUUACUUCAUUUGAAACAUUUCUUAUAACUAUUAACAAAAAAAACAAAAAAAA
Molecule: messenger RNA, 1546 nt
Organism: Polistes dominula (European paper wasp)
Lineage: Eukaryota; Metazoa; Arthropoda; Insecta; Hymenoptera; Vespidae
Source: RefSeq, a predicted model, not a curated record